Vicia villosa (hairy vetch) is the source of this 741-nucleotide messenger RNA. RefSeq lists its product as uncharacterized. NCBI's taxonomy places the organism in Eukaryota, Viridiplantae, Streptophyta, Magnoliopsida, Fabales, Fabaceae. The coding region runs from base 1 to 741 and encodes 246 amino acids. The record is from RefSeq and is a predicted model, not a curated record. The transcript is spliced from 3 exons.
AUGGCUUCUUCUUCUACUACUUCCACUAAAGUGACCCUUAAGCUUCUUGUCGACACAAAGAAAAACAAAGUUGUAUUUGCAGAAGCAUCAAAGCCUGCCAUAGAUUCCCUCUUAAACAUGUUUCGCUUGUCUUUCGGUACUACAGCAAAACUCAUGAGCAACAACAACAUGCAUUUGUUGGGUUGCUUAGAAAAUCUAUACCACACUAGUUCAACUACUACUCUCCAAAACAUCAAUCAUAAUCAUGUCCUCCUCAACUCAACAACACCAAACAAUAACAUACAAACUUCGUUUUUCACGUGCCAAAAUGGUUGCCCUUACGAUGUUACAUUAUCAUGUGAUGUUAACGCAAUCCCAUGUUGUUGUCUAUGCUUGACACAAAUGAUCCAUCAAGAAACAAGUGGUGUCGUUGCAAUGAAAGAUCAAAAUGCAACUUUCAUGUUGAUGGAUGAUUUAGUGAUUCAACCCAUCUCACCAAUAUCUAUCAUCACCCUACUCAACAAAUUCAAUAUCAAAAAUAUUGAUACCUUGCAAGAAAUUGUGGUUGAGUUUGGUAGGAAUGAGUGUGUUGAGUUGCUAAAGGCUUCGUUGCAAUCGAAGAUGGUUUUAACAAAUGUUUUUAUCAAGAAGAAGAAUAAGGGUUUCUCAAUGUUUAAAAGCAUGGCAAUUUUGUAUUUUUCUCUUCUAGUUUUGGGAUUCAUUGUCAACACCACUCCAAGAUAUUUAGGAGAGGAGUGCUAG